This is a messenger RNA of Phyllostomus discolor (pale spear-nosed bat), 4076 nucleotides long. RefSeq names its product transmembrane protein 218 (gene TMEM218). Bases 152 to 499 code for a protein of 115 amino acids. The transcript is spliced from 5 exons. The record is from RefSeq and is a predicted model, not a curated record. NCBI's taxonomy places the organism in Eukaryota, Metazoa, Chordata, Mammalia, Chiroptera, Phyllostomidae.
GCCGCGGUGGGCGUAGGCAAAUAGGGGUAAACUGGCGGUUAAAAGAGCGACGCUGAUUAGCGGAUCUAAAACUGCCUGGAUGAAAGCCCACUUGUGAUUCGUUCUAGUAGACCGAAGCCCUGGUGGGCUGGAACCAGCCGGAGCUCGAGGUAUGACCGGCACGGUGCUGGGAGUGGGGGCCGGCGUGUUCACCUUGGCUCUGCUGUGGGUGCUGGUGCUGCUGCUGUGCGUGCUGCUCUCCAGAGCCCCCGGAGCGGCCAGGUUCUCCGUCCUGUUUGUCUUCCUCGGGGCGCUGAUCGUCACGGCUGUGCUGCUGCUCCUCCCCCGAGCCGGGGAGACCCCAGCCCCGGAGGUCGAAGUGAAGAUCGUGGAUGCCUUCUUCAUCGGUCGCUACGUCCUGCUGGCCUUCCUCACUGCUGUCUUCCUUGGAGGCCUCUUCUUGGUUCUAACUAAUCACAUCCUGGAGCCAAUCUACGCCAAACCGCUGAGGUCCUACUGAGAGCCGUUCACGGAAGCCCUCACUCGAUGUUGUCGCUGAGCAGCGUGGCACUGUCCGGGGCCUCGUCUUCACGGCCUUCGUGGCUGAAGAUCAAGGGGACACCCGUUCAUGGCUGAGACAGACUCCUGGUGUCCUGUCUUCCAGACACGUGGUCACAAAAUUGUCUCUUUGGAGGCAGAUUCUGGCCAGCUUAAGAGGGACACUGUGCUCUUCUCGGCACCUAUACCUCGUGGUCUCCACCUGUUUCGUGCGGGAGCUAGCAACAGUGAGUGGGCUGUUUAGAGGAGGUUUUCAGUCAAGAUGCCAGUAAGUGUGAAUUUGGGGAAGAGGCGCACCUGGCUUUUGCUGUCCAAUAAAUGAAAGAAUUUGGUCCUUUUGAUAAUUCAUAAAAUUCUUAGUUAUAAGGGUGGGGUCAUUUGGAAAGGAAAGGUCGUUUUAAUGUGAUGAGGUGGAAGACUUACUCAGGUGCUGGUUGCUGACCACUCACUGUGUGUAUCAGGGUGCAGGCCUUUCUGAGGGUGCCCCCCCAGCUCUAACAACACAGGACACACACCCCCAGCUCUAACAACACAGGACACGCCGCCAGAGGCCCGGCUCACACAUCAGACUCAUGGCCACAGCUUUCUGAGUCUAAUAUUCAUGUAUUUCAGGGUUCGUGAAAGAGUGAGGAAGAGCUGAUUGUUUGUCUUGCUGCUAUAUAUCUCUGGAGUCUUUUCCUUCCAGGAUUUGGUGGCCUCGCUGUGUCUUAUUUAAUUACCAUAGGAGUCCAUUUGGGGUUAUGGUCAUCUCUUUCAUCUCGAAAGUAGCCCUUUCUCCAAAGCUGAUGAGGAAUGUGUGUUCCCAGUGUUACAGGGACUAGAUAUAACUUUGUGCCAGUCGGAGAUCCUAGGCCAGGUGACAUGUGUCGCCACGCAGAGGGGCCAGCUCCCCUUGGCAGCCUCAUCCUGCCUCUCCGGAGCUGUCUGAAGAAGGAUCUCCUGGCUUCAGAUUAAGAGCCAGAAAACAAGCUGGAAAGAGAGCUCUGACUGAGUAAGUACAUGCUGUUCUGUCAGCAGCCCACUAGUCCCCUUGAAACUGAAUGUACUCAGUGUUUACAACAAUCUCUUACCAUUCCCGUUUUAAAGGAGAAAAAAUACCGUUUUAAAGAGACUUGCUGACCUGCCCGAGCUUCCCAGCACAGCCAGCGGGCACACCAGCUGGGCAGCCGGCAGGGCCUGUCUUCUCCUGCAGGGAAGGCAUCCACCAAAGGAGAGUGCGAGGGAACUGGGGCCCCUUCUCCUCUGCCGUCUCUCCCGGGCCCUGUUGUCAUUGCAGACACAGCGGGGUUAAGCUCUGAGCUGAAAGUGGAGCAAACUGGUGACUGGGGAGUCCUGGGCCGGGGAGGGCCGGCUGCGAUGAUCCCCGCCUACCCUUGAACCCCGUCUCACUCAGUCUGGAAAAACUUCGCAGGAAAGGCUCUGUCACAGAAGGCUUCAAAGGAAAUGGUUUUCCAAUCUUGCCUGGAGCCCUUAGCUAAGAAGAGAAAGAGCUCCCCCCCACUGCAGCAGAUCUGAGGAAGAAAGGAGGAUGCUGAAAUGCGGAGGGCGGUGGGGCGAGGAGUGAGGCAUGCUGUCGCUUCUCGCCUGGGCUCCGGGCACUGAGGCCCCCAGGUCCUGGCUGUCCUUGCCACUGUGGAGCCGGCCCAGUGACUCCUAACAAAGCACAGGCUGCCACUCGUCACCUUCUCCUGACAGACUUGCUGAAGAAGCAAAUCUGGGAAAACUCUUACAGGUUUCUGACCAUGAGUUCAUCUUUUUUAUUCCCCAACAAAGAUGUCCAAGGGUUAGAUUAAUGGACAAUGGCAACCAAGUUGGGGGCGGGGGGCGGCUGCUUCGGUGGAGAAAACUGUGUUAAGGUUGAAAACGAAACUCCUUCCCCAACACCACUGCCGUCCGACUUCUGUUGAUGUUUCCACAGAUGUAAGCGGCAGGCUCGUGUGUGAGGGCAAAAAUCAUACUUGGAACCAAGGGUAUUUUUAGCUCAGCCGCCUUCUAUACAGAGCCUGUCUGUGACUACCAGCCGCGGUGGAAAGGGGGAUAGGUUACCUUCUGCCUUCACACUCAAAGCCACCACAUUCAACCGCCCCAAACCCCGCGGGGCUGGGGGAGGAAGCAAAAGGCUGCUGGGGCACAAAAUGGCUUUCCCCGAGAGUUCUGCAGGGGCACCCCCUAGCCAACGUCCAAUAGGGCUCCUCUUGUGCACAUGGCCUUCCCGGAGGCCGGCCCUUCAGUAGAAACAAAUCAUCUUAGUGCCCCCAUUCACCAUUGUUUGAUCAGGCGGUGCUAUGCUGUUCCCUACCCAGACGGAUCCUAUGGCAAAGAGACUGUGGUAACGCCUACUCUUUAGGGGUGGAGAGGGAGAAUAAAGCAAGGCCUCCGUGUAAGUAAACGGGCUGUAUUUCAGAGCCUUCUAAAACUGCAUGCUGGCAAAAGCUAAAUCAGCAGGACAUCCCUCUCCCCCGCGCGGCGCCCACAUUUGUCCUAUCCACUAGGCGGCGCUGUGCUGCGUUUUACAAGCCUCAAUCCAGGGAAAGCACACUGGGUAAUUUUUUGACAAGCUCCUUAAAUUUCUCAUAAAAAAAAAAAAAAAGAAAGUGAAGCUAACUUUAUUGAUGCACGAUAUCGGACAGUUAAUAAACAAUUCAUCACAGUUUUUGGACCAGUGUUCUGUUACUCUUCGCCUCUGUGGCAGACAUUUCCAUUGCCUGCCACGCACUCCCUGCAGCUUCCGCUGAUUUUAACUCCCUGGAUAAAGGAACCUUCCCUGGUUGUUCGACAGAUGAGACACAGGCAGUGAGAUACCGGGGUUUUGAAUUUGUUAAGGUUUCACAGCUAGUUAGUAGAGGGGCUCAAACUUGACACCAGUAUUCUUGAUACCUCAUUUCUCAAGACAGUUUAAACAUCAUUUUGGGAUUUCAGACAAUGCCUUAUUUUUACAUUGGUUAAUAGUAUUUCUUAGCUAUUUGUACCCACCACUUUCCUAACCCAUAUCCAAAAAAAAUGGUGAAAGUUUUGUUACAGAAUUCCUAAACAUUUAAUAACUUCUUGGCUUAAACCUUCAAGUAUUUGGAGGAGCAAGUUUCCAGAUGUGGGAACCAGAGCCACAGGGGAAUGAAUUAUUAUAUCUCGAAAAUGCUGAUUAUCCUCGGAGGGACAUAAAACUCAGCAUUGGAGGAGGUUUCAUAGUUCAUGGAGUUCAAUCUUUGGUCUGUAUUUCCAUCUCAAUAUUUGGGAAUAUUCCAUUUUUCACAUCCUGAAAUCACAGUUUUUAUUAUAUUGAACAAACACGUGCUGCAGAUUUUUCUAAGCGCUUUUUAAGUAGUUGUGACCCUCACAGCAGCCCUCUGAAGCGGUUGCUCUUAAUGUCCCCACUUCACAGGCGGGGGCAGGAGCAGAGUGGUGGGUGAUUUGCUUGAGGUCACUCAGCAAAGGGGUAGACUGGAGUCAGAAUCUGGAGUCAGGCAGUGUGGCCCCAGUGAAGCUCUUAAUGACUAUACGCAGUGUCGCCCCAUCAGAUGAAAACCCAGAAGAAAAAGGAG